Molecule: messenger RNA, 1431 nt
Organism: Exophiala aquamarina CBS 119918
Lineage: Eukaryota; Fungi; Ascomycota; Eurotiomycetes; Chaetothyriales; Herpotrichiellaceae
Product: glutathione reductase (NADPH)
Exons: 5
Coding region: 1-1431 (476 amino acids)
Biological process (GO): cell redox homeostasis; cellular response to oxidative stress; glutathione metabolic process
Cellular component (GO): mitochondrion; cytosol
Molecular function (GO): NADP binding; flavin adenine dinucleotide binding; glutathione-disulfide reductase (NADPH) activity
Source: RefSeq, a predicted model, not a curated record
AUGGCUCCUGUUACAAAACAAUAUGACUAUAUAGUAAUUGGUGGCGGCUCUGGUGGCUCCGGCGCAGCCAGAAGAGCUAGUGGAUGGUACGGUGCAAAGACAGCCAUCAUUGACGCAGGAAUAUCCGGAGGAACAUGUGUGAACGUCGGAUGUGUGCCCAAGAAAAUGACCUGGAACUAUGCCUCCAUCAACGAAACUCUCGAGGCGGGGAAACAUUACGGCUAUAAGUACGGAGAGGUAUCGCACGACUUUCAAUCCUUUGUGAAGAAGAGACACGCCAGAAUAAAGGUCCUCAAUGGCGCAUAUGAGAGCAAUUGGGCAAAAGAGGGAAUAGAGUUGAUCCACGGAACUGCCACCUUCAUCUCUAAGAACGAGCUGGAAGUCAAGCCUAAAGAUGGUAGCGAAGCUUACAGGGUCACCGCUCCACACAUCGCCAUUACCACUGGGAGUUUCCCGAUUAAGCCAGAGAACAUCAAGGGCUCCGAAUAUGGCAUCACCUCAGAUGAGUACUUCCUGAUCGAGCAUCUACCCAAGAAGAUGGUCUUCGUCGGAGCAGGCUAUAUUGCGGUCGAACUUGCUGGAGUGAUGAACGCGAUCGGUGUCGAGACACAUCUGUUCAUCCGCGGCAAUACCUUCUUGAGAAAAUUCGACCCCAUGAUUCAAGAGACCAUGACCAAGCAUUACGAGGAGGCCGGUGUGAUCGUGCACAGAAACCACCCGGGAAUCAAAGAGGUGGUCCAGCUGCAAGCCGCCGCCGAUGAGACCGAUCCGAGAGAGAAACAACUCAAAAUCAUCUCCAAUGAUGGUUCGGAACUCAUCACCAACGAGCUUCUGUGGGCAAUUGGACGGAGCCCAGAGACAAGAGGCCUCGGACUGGAAAACCUCGAUAUCAAGCUUGGGCCCAAAGGUCACAUUGUGGUUGAUAAGUAUCAGAACUCAUCGUUGGACGGUAUCUACGCCUUGGGCGACGUCACUGGCCAGGCUGAACUCACACCCGUCGCCAUCGCCGCCGGACGUCAACUCGGCAACCGUCUUUUCGGACCUCCCGAACUCAAAGAAUCACAUCUCGACUAUGAGUUGAUCCCUUCGGUGGUCUUCUCCCAUCCCGAAGUUGGAACGACUGGCUUGACCGAGCCCCAAGCCAUCGAGAGGUACGGCAAGGAGAACAUCAAAGUCUACCACACCAAGUUCUCGGCUAUGUAUUAUGAUGUAUUCCCCAAGGAGGAAAAGGCCAAACAUCCAACAGAGUUCAAGCUCGUGACCGUCCUCCCCGACGAGAAAAUCGUCGGCCUCCACAUCCUGGGCGAGGGCUGUGGUGAAAUGACUCAAGGCUUCGGCGUCGCCGUCAAGAUGGGCGCGACAAAGAAAGACUUUGAUAGUACAGUCGCCAUUCAUCCGACAAGCGCAGAGGAAUUGGUUACCUUGAGAUAG